CCGAGCCAGCAGCGCGUUCACGGUACCGGCACACUGGCUGCAUGAUGGCCGAGGGAGGCGGACCCGAGUCGGGUAACGCGGCGGACUCCGACUCGGAGCCGGUUGCCGCACAAACGCCAACACCUUCCACGGAGUCUCAAAAACAGACUAUAGGGUUACUUCUGAAAAGAACUCUGCGAAAGGGUGACGAAUGGUAUCUAAUAGACAGCCGGUGGUUCAAGCAAUGGAAGAAGUAUGUCGGGUUCGACAGCUGGGACAUGUACAAUGUUGGAGAACGCAGCCUCUAUCCAGGACCGAUUGAUAACUCUGGACUAUUUUCAGAUCAGGAGACUCAGGCCCUGAAAGAGCACCUGAUAGAUGAGCUGGACUAUGUCCUUGUUCCCACUGAGGCUUGGAAUAAGCUUCUCAGCUGGUACAGCUGUCUUGAUGGCCAGAGACCCAUCGUCAGAAAGGUGGUUGAACAUGGCAUGUUUGUCAAGCACUGCAAGGUGGAAGUCUAUCUGCUGGAGCUUAAUCUGUGCGAGAAUGACAACAUGGACAAUGUGGUCACACGUCACUUCAGUAAAGCUGAUACAAUAGAUACUAUUGAAAAGGAGAUGAGGACCCUGUUCAACAUCCCAUCGGAGAAGGAAACCAGGCUCUGGAACAAAUACAUGAGCAACACCUACGAGCAGUUGAACAAACCGGACAGCACUGUACAGGAUGCCGGUCUCUUCCAGGGACAGGUUCUUGUAAUUGAGCUGAAGAAUGAGGAUGGGACAUGGCCCAGACAAGCCUCCUAUUCAAAAUCAAGUACAACCCCAUCCAGGAACUUCACUACCUCCCCAAAACUCUCCACCAACUCAUCCGUCAGUAUCUCCUCAACAGUAACCAAUGGAGACAGCAACUGUAGCCCUGGAUAUACACUCAACAACAGCACCUCCUCCUCCUCCAGCAGAUUUGGGGGCUAUAAUUCCUACAGCUCCUCCUACAACUACAGAGAGUCACAGUCACAGCCCGGCCUGUGUGGUCUCAGUAAUUUGGGCAAUACCUGCUUCAUGAACUCUGCCCUCCAGUGCCUCAGCAACGCGUCUCCACUCACAGAAUACUUCCUCAAUGACCAGUACGAGGCAGAGAUUAACCGGGAGAAUCCGCUGGGAAUGAGGGGCGAGAUUGCCGAGGCUUAUGCAGAUCUGGUAAAGCAGAUGUGGCUGAGCCGCAGCAGCUAUGUGGCCCCGCGAACCUUCAAAACGCAGGUCGGUCGCUUUGCUCCCCAAUUUUCAGGAUAUCAGCAGCAAGACUCGCAGGAGCUGUUGGCCUUCCUGCUCGAUGGUCUCCAUGAAGAUCUGAACCGUGUCAAGAAGAAGCCUUAUCUGGCCCUGAGGGAUGCAGAGGGCCGUCCAGAUGAGAUAGUUGCCAAGGAAGCCUGGACAAACCACCGAUUGCGCAACGACUCGAUAAUCGUUGACAUUUUCCACGGCCUCUUCAAAUCCACACUGGUGUGCCCGGAGUGCUCCAAGGUGUCGGUGACCUUUGACCCUUUCUGCUACCUCACUCUGCCUCUGCCCAUGAAGAAGGACCGUACAAUGGAGGUUUUCCUGGUGCGAUCGGACCCUCAGUCAAGACCCACGCAAUAUCGAGUAGUGGUCCCCAAAAUGGGCUCAGUAACAGACCUGUGCAGCGCCUUGUCCAAACUCUGUGGAAUCCCUCCAGAAAAUAUGGUGGUGGCAGAUGUUUACAAUCACAGGUUCCAUAAGAUAUACAGGCGAGAUGAUGGCCUCAACCAAAUAAUGGAGAAAGACGACAUCUUUGUGUACGAGGUCCAGGAGGAGGACAGCGAGAAGAUGAACCUGCCUGUGUAUUUCAGAGAGCGCCACUCCAAACAUGCUGGAAGCUCCACCAGCACCAUGCUGUUCGGCCAGCCUUUACUCAUCACCGUGCCCAGACAGAACCUCAUAGCAGACGUUCUUUAUGAUAAGAUUCUUGAGAGGAUUGGACGCUAUGUGAAACAAUCCCAGAGCCCCAACAGUGAAAGCAGGGCGUCCGCCUCAGCCACCUUCGCCAGCUGCAGCCAGGCCCCCGAAUGUUCCACGUCUUCGACUCUCAGUGCCGGCCUGGGAGGCUGCGGCAGCCCCCUGUCAGACGGGGCUUCCUGCAGUGCGAGCUCCAGUAAUGGCAGCAACCACUCAGGGACCUGCAAUGAGACUAAUGGGCUGUACGAUGGUGAGGAGGAGGCCAUGGACCACCAGGUGAGUCCAGAGCCAGAGAACGGACAGUCCGAAGAGGAGGAGGAGACCUCCGACCUGGACAAUGGCUCCAAGGAAGACACGGCCAAACUCUUCACUUUCAGCAUCGUCAACUCCUACGGAACGGCCAACAUCAGCCCGCUGCCUUGCGAUGGAAACGUCCUCAAACUUAACCCACAUUCCACCGUGGCCAUCGACUGGGACGCCGAGUCCAAGAAACUGUGCUACGACGAACAGGAAGCGGAGGCUUAUGAGAAGCACGAAAGCAUGCUGCAGCCCCAGAAAAAGAAGGCCACCGUGGCUCUGAGAGAAUGCAUUGAGCUGUUUACAACCAUGGAGACGCUGGGAGAGCAUGACCCAUGGUAUUGUCCAACAUGUAAGAAGCACCAACAGGCCACAAAGAAGUUUGACCUGUGGUCGCUGCCGCGCAUUCUGGUCGUCCACCUAAAGCGUUUCUCCUAUAACCGAUGUUGGAGGGACAAGCUGGACACCGUGGUCGACUUCCCCAUCAGGGACCUGAACAUGUCGGAGUUCGUGUGUGACCCGAAGGCGGACCCCUACGUCUACGACCUCAUUGCCGUGUCAAACCACUAUGGAGGAAUGGGAGGGGGUCACUAUACGGCUUACGGCAAGAAUAAAGUGGAUGGAAAGUGGUAUUACUUCGACGACAGCAGCGUCUCGUCAGCCUCAGAGGACCAGAUUGUGACUAAAGCAGCCUACGUGCUGUUCUAUCAGCGCAGAGACCAGGAGUCUCCCUCCAAGCCUCAGCCCUCGGCCUCGUUGGGAGGGGCUCCCGAACCCGCCGACGACCACAUGGACACAAACUGAGGGGCCGCGCCGAAUCGCAUAUGGCAAAUAAAGACACUCGGAUGCGCACACACAUACACAAACACACACACACACACACACACAUCAAGCUACUUUAGUGAAAGAAGAUUCCACGGACUAAACAUCAUUAAUCCCACUUUCCCCCGUAUUUCAUUUGAUUUCUGUCGUGUUUGCUGUCGACUAGACGAGCGAAGAGACUUCCUCCCCGCAGCCGGUGGCCUGCCGACCUCUCACCAUCAUUGACCAGUCCCGGGACUAAGAGUGUGAACAGAUCCAGAUCCUGUUUGUGGACGAACAGAAUGUCAGAGUGCCGUCAUGCAUGUAGAUAAACAGACGUCUCCGUUUCCCACAACAACCGUCAGAACUAUAGAAAGCCAAAUGCACAUGUUUCAACCAAAGCGUUCCAGGGUGUUUCUGAUCAGCUGAGAUGCGAGCAGGUCCUGAGGCCACGCCUGCAGUUAUCUCCAAAAUUCUGGCUGUGCAGACGUUCAGGCCGAGUCCCGGCAGUGGUGAGCGAACAGAGCAAUACAGAAAGCUGCCAGCAGCUCCGGGCCUGCUGGAUCUGUCACAAUCCAGAACACAGAGGAGGAUGGCUCUCAUUACCAGGCUUUUUUUUUUUAUCAUAACAUCUGGUUGUUGGUUCAUGUUUUCAGCCUUCUUCAUAUUCAGCCAUCCUUUUUUUUUUUUUUUUAAAUUUUCAUUUGUGUAAUGCACAGCACGGGCUUUGUUUUCUCUUGGGCCCUUAACUGACGAGAGGAGUUUUACCCUGCUAGUAUUAUUUUUUUUUCUAAUCACAUUGAAAUAGCGGCCUUUCGAUUCCUGCAACCUGACCAAAAGGGGGCACUUUGAAUUCUCCAGGACUGCAUCAUCUACCUGCUUCUGGUGUGUCUCGAUGUGACGGAGCCGUGUGAUCAGACCUCGGCGGUCUGUCUUGAGCUCCAGCAUCAUUUUAAUGUGUCUUUUUAAGCAUUAUCUGAUUGCUGCCUGAAUCGGACCCCCGGCUCUCCUCCCAACAGCUUGUCCUGACGACUCGUGUACAUUAACGCAGCUCUGUAUCCAAACGGCGAUGUUUAUUUGAUAUCUUCAAAGCACACUGAGUGAAGCGAAAUAAACUAGAAUAAAAGUGGUGCUUUAUUGACAAUACUUGAACUCGCUCUUUAUCGGAGGCCCGAUCUCCGCAUGCCAUCAGAUAGAGGGGGGCAGGAACAGCAGUACCUUAAACGCCAUUCUCACUAAGCGCCGGCGGCUUUUCUUGCUGUGAUCUUAGUAUUCAGCUGUUGAGUAGAAAACAUCAGAAGUCCCUCCAUUCUCUUCAGAUUUAAAAAAAAAAAGUUACAACAGCUAUCUGGAAUGUGAGGGACUGAUUAAGAAUUAGAUUGCUUUUUCUUGUUAGUGAAACAUUCUGUUUGGUAAUGGCGUGUGAACAGGGCGGGGCCUCAGCGUGCCGUGGCUGCCGGUUGGCCCUGUCCCCCAAACCUAAAUAUAUUCAUUCAUGCCUUUGAAUAGAGAAGCUUUACUUCAUAUCUGUAAUCCAGACUUAAGUGAAAAUUCAGCUGUAUAAAUCCAAAUCUUUUCUCCCCACCCUGAAAAAAAAAAGAAAAACACAACAGCAAAUCAAUAAAAUUGAGGAAGAUGUAAAUAACCACACUAUUAUAAAUAGGUGUAUAAAUUCUUGUCCUCAUAUUUAUCUUAUUGCUGGUAUCUGCAGUUUCUUUUUGUUUUUAAAAUGAGAAUUAUUUGAAUUCACCAGGACAAUAAAGACUGGAAGCCUCA
Molecule: messenger RNA, 4826 nt
Organism: Salarias fasciatus (jewelled blenny)
Lineage: Eukaryota; Metazoa; Chordata; Actinopteri; Blenniiformes; Blenniidae
Gene: usp4
Product: ubiquitin specific peptidase 4 (proto-oncogene)
Exons: 22
Coding region: 42-3053 (1003 amino acids)
Biological process (GO): protein deubiquitination
Cellular component (GO): nucleus
Molecular function (GO): cysteine-type deubiquitinase activity
Source: RefSeq, a predicted model, not a curated record